Messenger RNA from Lycium ferocissimum, 1843 nucleotides. RefSeq names its product probable protein phosphatase 2C 27. The record is from RefSeq and is a predicted model, not a curated record. Gene Ontology annotation, molecular function: protein serine/threonine phosphatase activity; cation binding. The coding region runs from base 456 to 1586 and encodes 376 amino acids. Gene Ontology annotation, biological process: protein dephosphorylation. NCBI's taxonomy places the organism in Eukaryota, Viridiplantae, Streptophyta, Magnoliopsida, Solanales, Solanaceae. The transcript has 4 exons.
CUUUAUUAGAAAAUUUUACCUCUCGUCUGACCUUCCUGGCCAAAUCUAAAUUUAGUCGGACCCAAAUACGAAUACUUUGAGCCAAGAAAAAAAAUCUUCACCUAAUAGCCUCCAAAAACAAAUAGAAAAGCUUUUCUGUUUCAUUGCUUUCACAGUAAUACAGCUAUUCCCCACUUUUUUCUUGGAAGAAAAAUCUGGAAACUCAAAGUUUCCACUGUCUCUCUUCAAUGUACAUCUAUAUAUAUAUUUAAAUAAAUAUUAUUACUUGCAUUACACAGUAUAUAAUCUUUGAUUAAUCAUUUUUCACCUGACCCUUUUUCAUAUUCUUGAUAUUCUCUGUUUCUCUGGUUCACAAAGCUUUCAACAACUUUUUAAGUGAAAAAAAUAAAAAUUCCAAUUUGGUUCUCAAAAAAAUACCAUUUUUUUUUUUUUGGUUGAAACUGAUAUAAAUAGAAAUGUGUGUGCAAGAUUCAGAUGAAGUGAGUGAAGAUAUGGAGAAUUUGGACAUUUCCAAGACUGAUUGUAGUGAAAAGAUGAGAUCUGAAUUAUCAAAUACCAAUAAAGAGAAAUUUGAAAAGAAUUCAUCUUCUAGCUGUGCUGUGAUGAGAAAUUCAUUCCCAAUGGAAAGUAUAUCUGAGGAUAUGACUAUUGCAGACCAUAAGCAGAUCAAUAUAUUCCUUCCAACUCUUAGGUCUGGAGAGUGGUCUGACAUUGGAGGCCGUCAUGAUAUGGAAGAUACUCACAUCUGUAUCUCAGACUUGGCUAAGAAAUUUGGUCAUAGUAUGCUUGAUGAGGAAGCUAUUUCCUUCUAUGGAGUCUUUGAUGGCCAUGGUGGGAAGGGAGCAGCACUCUUUGUACGUGAUUGCUUACCAAGAAUUAUCGUUGAGGACGCAGAUUUUCCUUUGAAGCUCGAAAAAGUGGUCACAAAAUCUUUUUUGGAGACUGAUGCUGCCUUUGCCAAGUCAUCCUCCCUCGAUGCUGCCUUGUCCUCGGGCACAACUGCACUCACUGCUAUGAUUUUUGGAAGAUCAUUACUCGUGGCAAAUGCUGGCGAUUGUCGAGCUGUACUCUCUCGAGGUGGACUGGCUAUGGAAAUGUCAAAGGAUCACAGACCUUGUUGUGUCAAUGAAAGAACACGUGUUGAGUCCUUGGGUGGAUUUUUCGAUGAUGGUUAUUUGAACGGACAGUUGGGCGUGACCCGAGCAUUGGGCGAUUGGCACAUAAAGGGACUGAAGGAAGUCGAAAAGGGUGGACCAUUGAGUGCUGAACCUGAACUAAAACUACUUACAUUAACAAAGGAGGAUGAAUUCUUGAUCAUCGGUAGUGAUGGAAUAUGGGACUUUUUUAGAAACCAAAACGCAGUGGAUUUCGCCCGGAGGAGACUGCAAGAACAUAACAACGUAAAAUUAUGCUGCAAGGAAAUAGUAGAUGAGGCCAAAAAACGUGGUGCUAUUGACAACUUAACAGUAGUCAUGGUGUGUUUUCACUCCGAACCACCGCCACCUAUCGCAUUCCAAAGAUCAAGAAUUAGGAAGUGUAUCUCUGCCGAAGGGCUUCAAAAUCUGAGAUCUUUGCUCGAAGGGUAGAGAACGAAUUCGCCUUUGUAAAUAUCUGUGAGGUAGGAUUUGUUCUUUCCUUGUAACGUUCCAAUUUAGAAGUGAAGCAGAUGGAAUAAAAGCUUGAGGGAGAGAUGAGCAAGCUAUUGAACCAAAAAUUCGUAUAUAAUUCAUUCUUAAAUUGUAUGCUCGCUUUUCACUAAAGGGCACACAUCUGUACUCAUUUUCUGGUAGCAGAAACUUUUAGAUUCAUCGAUGAGGAAUAAAAGGCUUAGACAAAAUUGGGA